UCCAGGUUAGAAGAAACUCAUCAGGAAAACAGGAAAUUCGAGCGUCACUUCUGCUCUGAUAGUAUUUUUUCAUCGGUAAUUGCCUUUGAGGCUGCAUAAGGAGCAACACUAAUUUGUGUGCGUGUGCGUGUAUUUCAGUUCAUUUUUAAAAUUAUACAUUACGGACGCGGCGUGACAACAAUCAAGUGCGAACUGAUAUACAAUCAUUUUCUUCUUAUACAGUGACUUCAAAACAUUCAACCAUGCCUUCAAGAAACUACCUUGACAAAAUUGGCAGAAAGAAGAAAAAGAAAUGGACAGAGGAAGCGAUGGCGCACGCACUGAUUGAGGUCAAGUCAGGGAGGUGCACUGUGAGAAAGGCAGCCAAGGAGUUUGGAGUCCCCAAAUCCUCACUGGGGGACCGAGUCAGUGGACGGGUGACACCAGGGUGCCGCAGUGGGCCCGCUCAGCUUAUAACAUCUUCUGACGAGGCACUGUUGGUGGAGUUCUCCUUACACAUGUCCAAGCAUGGAUUCCCGCUCACUAAGCAGCAGCUGGUGUCAUUUGCGUCUUCCAUUUACAAACGUCAGCACAGAAGGGUGGCCUUCUCUAAACUGGGCCAGACCUGGUGGCUCAACUUUCGGAAACGUCAAGAAAAAAAUAUCACGAUUCAACCAGCAGACAGUGUUAUCCGAGGUAGGACGGUCCGCGUCAGGAAGGAAGCGUUGGAUCAUUUUUUUCACCUCCUGAGCACUGUGGUGGAAGAUCACAAAUUGGGGGGCAAGUCUCACUACAUUUGGAAUUGCAAUGAGAUGGGUUUUCAGCUGGCCCGCAAGAAAGUUGUUCUCCCCAAAGCUACAAGUCUGGGUUGCAAGUCAACGCCGGGCUCCAAGGACUACGUCUCUGUCCUGGCUUGCCUGAACGCCGCAGGGAAGGAUAUUCCGCCAUUUAUCGUCUACUCCAAAGCCUACCCAGGAGGAGUGUGUUACAAAACCCAAGGGCCGUCAGAUGCCCUCUAUGGCUGGUCCGAUUCGGGAUGCGUCACUUCUGAACUUUUCAAAAAGUGGUUCCUCGGACACUUCCUGGUGUAUGCUCCUAAAGAGAGGCCACUGCUGCUUAUUUUCGAUGGCAACAAGUCACCCGUGAACCUGGAAGUGGUUGAAGCCGCCCGUAAGGAAGGCAUCAUCCUUGUGUGCCUCCCGCCUCACUGCGCUCACAUCCUGCAGCCGCUAGACGCCGGCCUAUUUCCGCGCAUCAAGCAACGGUUUGCUGCGCUUUUAGAUGAGAUGCACGCCGCUGAAGCGCCUCUGUUUGCAGUCAGCAAGAAAGACUUCUCGGGUGUGUUCAAAGGGGCGUAUCAGGUGGCUAAAGGGGACGAGGGUAUCAGGAUAGUUGAGGAAGGUUUUAGCAAAUGCGGCAUAUACCCCGUGAGACCCUUUGCGUGUAAUGACGCCCUUUUGAUGUCAUCGCACAAUGUGGACCCUGAAGCUGACGGUUCCUUGUCGACAUCGGCACAGCGUGUUGGAGGUCUCGCUGCUCCUGGACUUUGACCUGAUUGAUCUGUAAUUCACAAACAUAUAAAUGAACACCAGAGGCGCACUGAUUAAUCAAGAAUCAAUGAUUAUUUUUUAUAGUCAAUGAAUCGUUGAGAUAACUUUUUAGGUUUUGUCCAAAUGCUCAGAAUUUCAACUUCUCAACAGUACAUUUCUGUAGUCCUCCAUGAAGGGGGACUGAUUAUCUUUGUGUUGAAUCAAAAUGCAAUAUUUGCUUUUAAUUUGGAAAACAACGGUCAACAUUUUUUUGAGCUAACCAGGAAUCGAAUCAUCUUUAAUUUAUGUAUGGGCAUUUUCUGCACUGUCAAUUUGAAAUGAUGUCAUGUUUUUGAAUAAAGGGAUGCAAACU
Molecule: messenger RNA, 1881 nt
Organism: Hippocampus zosterae (dwarf seahorse)
Lineage: Eukaryota; Metazoa; Chordata; Actinopteri; Syngnathiformes; Syngnathidae
Exons: 2
Coding region: 243-1529 (428 amino acids)
Cellular component (GO): nucleus
Molecular function (GO): DNA binding
Source: RefSeq, a predicted model, not a curated record